This is a messenger RNA of Macadamia integrifolia, 1386 nucleotides long. Its product is annotated as zinc finger CCHC domain-containing protein 10-like. The transcript has 2 exons. Gene Ontology annotation, molecular function: nucleic acid binding; zinc ion binding. The coding region runs from base 322 to 1107 and encodes 261 amino acids. The record is from RefSeq and is a predicted model, not a curated record. Lineage: Eukaryota; Viridiplantae; Streptophyta; Magnoliopsida; Proteales; Proteaceae.
UUCUAGGGUUUUCUCAGAACGAUUCGGAGUCGGCACUGACCGCUUCCGUCGCUCAUUACGCGUUUUCAAACUUUCAAAAGUCUAUAUAACUCGCCGUCGUUAUUUUUUCGUUGAAAGACAACUCACCGUUUUCAUGUUCUUGUAUGAUUAGGGUUUUCCGUCUUCAUGUUCUUCUUUGAUUAGGUUUUUGCAGAUCUGCUCUACACUUUUUAUGAAUUAAGGAGUGAAAUUCAAUUCGUGAACAUUGAAGUAAUAGGAAGGAGUUGAUCCUGAAUUUGGGAGUCUUUUUGCCUAUUUCGUUUAUUCAUUUUUUCUGAGAAAAUGUCGAGUAAGAAAGAGGAAAAAGCUCAGGCUGCAGCUGAGAGAAUCAAGGCUGCCGCUUUGACGGCAGCGAAGGGUCUUAGUCGUGCUCAGGCAGAACGUGCAGCUGCAGCUGCCGCUCGAAAUGUAAAUGCUUACGGCCAGAAGGAAGAAGGGCCAAGCCGAUGGCAAGAGCGGAAAGAAGCAAAGCGCCAGAUGUACUUGAUGAGUACUGAAAAAGCAGUUAGAUUGGGUGAGAGGAAAGACCUUAAAUCCUCCAUGUUGACCAUAGGUGGAAGUUCUUCACAAUGCCAGAAAUGUUUCCAGACUGGCCAUUGGACAUACGAGUGCAAGAAUGAAAGGGUUUACAUUUCAAGACCAUCUCGAACGCAGCAACUUAAAAACCCCAAGUUGAAAAUGAAGCUUUCUGUUUCGUAUGAAUUGGAUAACCCAGAUAUUCAGAAGGUGGACAAGGUUGAGAAGCGUAGUAAGAAAAGCAAGAGGAAGCACCGAUCAGAUUCUGACUCAGGGAGUGAAAGGAGUGAGGCUUCUGUUUUUGAGACUGAUAGUGGAGCUUCAUCGGGAACAGGAUCAGAUUAUUCUUCAGAUGAGAGUAGUUCGAGUUACAGUUCUUCAUCGGAUUCAGAAGAAGAGCGGAGGAGGAGAAGGAAGAAAAAACGGAGGAGGCACAAGAAGUACAGCUCAUCUUCUGAUUAUUCAGAUUCUGAUUCAGCUUCGGACUCUGAUUCUGAUGAUAAGAGCAGCAGGAGGAAGAGUAAAAGACACAGUAGAAGGGAAAGGAGAUGAUAUUAUUUUGUUCACUUGCUAUUAUAAUUACUACUUUUGGUACUUGUUAUGCACUUGGCCUUCUGGAUGUUUUUUCUACAUUCCUGUGCUAAUUUUUGAGAUGUAACAUUAAGAACCUUGUUCUCUGGAAUCCUUUGUAUUUUAAUUUUUCAAAAAUUUUUUUCCCCUCGGAUUUGUCAUGUAAAUUUUAUGGGGUUUUCACCGAAUGGGAAUUGAUGGAUUCUUAUUAUGUUAUAUAGAGAAACAUAAGAGGAUCAGAAGGAUUUGUUUUUUGGAAAA